AUGCGCCUCCUCGCCGCCGCCCUGACGCUCGCGUCCACGCAUGCCGUGCAUGACAUCGUGGACCUCUAUGCCAAGCCGGACACGAGCAUGCGAACGCAGCUCGGCGCGCAUUUCCAGGACGGCCACCCCGUCAACGCGCUCGUCGUGUUCCACCUCGAGGGCUGCGUCUUCUGCGAGAUCACCAUGGGCACCAUGCUCUACGAUACGACCCACGACGGCGUUCUGAACGCGACGGGCAUCCAGCCCUUCAAGCUGCUCGUCGACGCCGAGGGCACGCCGAACGGCACCUUCACGUUCUGCAGCGGCUCCGCCGACUGCGUCGCGCAGUCGAAAAAAAUCCUCGGCGUCGACCCCGCGGCGCUCGCGUCCUUCCCGACGACCUACUACUACGACGCGGGAGGCGCCGCGAGCGACGUGUCCGACGCGAAGUGCGGCAUCGCCGUGCGCCGCGACGGCCCGGCGGGCUGCGCGCCGGCGACGGCCGCGGCGUGCGCGCCCGCGGCCAACGACCUGAGCAACUGGGUCUGCAACGCGGCGACGAAGCACGCGGCGACGGACUGCGCCGCCGCGUCGCCCGCCUGGGAGCG
This is a messenger RNA of Aureococcus anophagefferens, 587 nucleotides long. RefSeq lists its product as hypothetical. The transcript has a single exon. NCBI's taxonomy places the organism in Eukaryota, Pelagophyceae, Pelagomonadales, Pelagomonadaceae. The annotation marks the transcript as partial. The record is from RefSeq and is a predicted model, not a curated record.